CUAUUGUGCUUGAACCCUUACGAGAUGAUCCUAACUAUGAUGAUAUUAUAUUAAUUAUAGAAACUAAAGAUUUAAUAGAUCAGGAUUAUACUACUCUUAAAUUAGAAUGUUAUUACUUAAAAACUGCUCAGCAUCUUAUACCAACUACUACUUUUGCAAAAAAAGGAUCUAUUCUUUUCAUAAAUGGUGAACUCUUAAUUAAUAAAGAAGCAUUUAUUGUUUAUCUUCAUGAGGUAAACUUCUUUGAAUAUCAAAAACCCAUUAAUAUGAAAAAUUUAACUAAUCUUCUGUGGCUAACUAGCUUAAAUAAAUCUCUAUCAAAUGAAUCAAAUAUAGAAAAAGAUACAAGAACGAUUGCUUUACAAGUCAAAAAGAGUAAACGAAGAAAAAUAUUAUCUACUACAAGAUUUUAUUUUAAUUUAAAAGAUUGUCUAAAGGUGGUUGAUCUGCUAAAAAGAUGUUAA
Scutellospora calospora is the source of this 464-nucleotide messenger RNA. The record is from the annotation of a GenBank genome assembly. NCBI's taxonomy places the organism in Eukaryota, Fungi, Glomeromycota, Glomeromycetes, Diversisporales, Gigasporaceae.